This is a messenger RNA of Rattus norvegicus (Norway rat), 3019 nucleotides long. It is a transcript of the gene Clstn3, whose product is annotated as calsyntenin 3. Gene Ontology annotation, cellular component: endoplasmic reticulum membrane; postsynaptic membrane; lipid droplet. Lineage: Eukaryota; Metazoa; Chordata; Mammalia; Rodentia; Muridae. The record is from RefSeq and is marked provisional. Gene Ontology annotation, molecular function: calcium ion binding. Gene Ontology annotation, biological process: homophilic cell-cell adhesion.
ACCAGCGGGGUCAGCAGGCUUCUUUCUGAUCUUGUCCCCGGCCCUCCCCUCGUAGAGUCUCUGCAUCUCUCCCCCGGGGUGGCAUUAGCAGGCUUGAGGCUCCCAGGGGAGAGGAACGCCUGGCCUGGCGUCCUUAACACCAUGACCCUCCUGCUGGUGUCCCUCUUGCUGGCCUCUCUGCUUCAGAUCAGCUCUGGCAACAAAGCGAACAAGCAUAAGCCAUGGAUCGAGGCCGAGUACCAGGGCAUCGUCAUGGAGAAUGACAACACGGUCCUGUUGAAUCCGCCACUCUUUGCCUUGGACAAAGAUGCUCCGCUGCGCUAUGCAGGUGAGAUCUGUGGCUUCCGGCUCCAUGGGUCUGGGGUACCCUUUGAGGCUGUGAUCCUGGACAAGGCAACAGGUGAAGGGCUGAUCCGGGCCAAGGAGCCUGUGGACUGCGAGGCCCAGAAGGAGCACACCUUUACCAUCCAGGCUUAUGACUGUGGAGAGGGGCCCGAUGGCGCCAAUACCAAGAAGUCUCACAAGGCGACCGUGCAUGUUCGGGUCAACGAUGUGAAUGAGUUUGCCCCAGUCUUUGUGGAGCGUCUCUACCGUGCUGCAGUGACUGAGGGGAAGCUGUAUGAUCGCAUCUUACGUGUGGAAGCCAUUGAUGGUGACUGCUCCCCUCAGUACAGCCAGAUCUGCUACUAUGAGAUCCUUACACCCAACACCCCUUUCCUCAUUGACAAUGAUGGCAACAUUGAGAACACAGAGAAGUUACAGUACAGUGGUGAGAAGCUCUAUAAGUUCACAGUGACAGCAUAUGACUGUGGGAAGAAGCGAGCAGCAGAUGAUGCUGAGGUGGAAAUCCAGGUGAAGCCCACCUGCAAACCCAGCUGGCAAGGCUGGAACAAAAGGAUUGAAUAUGCCCCAGGAGCGGGGAGCUUGGCUUUGUUCCCUGGCAUCCGCCUGGAGACCUGUGAUGAGCCACUGUGGAACAUUCAGGCCACCAUAGAGCUGCAGACCAGCCAUGUGGCCAAGGGCUGUGACCGAGACAACUACUCAGAGAGGGCUCUGCGGAAGCUCUGUGGUGCUGCUACUGGGGAGGUGGACCUGUUGCCCAUGCCUGGCCCCAAUGCCAACUGGACAGCGGGGCUCUCGGUGCACUACAGCCAGGACAGCAGCCUCAUCUACUGGUUCAAUGGCACACAAGCUGUGCAAGUUCCCCUGGGUGGUCCAGCAGGCCUGGGCUCUGGGCCGCAGGAUGGCCUCAGUGACCACUUUACCCUGUCUUUCUGGAUGAAGCAUAGUGUGACUCCUAGCAAGGGGAAGAAGGAGGAGGAGACCAUUGUAUGUAACACCAUUCAGAACGAGGACGGCUACUCUCACUACUCAUUGACUGUCCACGGCUGCAGAAUCGCCUUUCUCUACUGGCCGUUGCUUGAGAGUGCACGCCCGGUCAAGUUCCUCUGGAAGCUGGAGCAGGUAUGUGAUGAUGAGUGGCAUCACUACGCCCUGAACCUCGAGUUCCCCACAGUCACGCUCUAUACUGAUGGCAUCUCCUUCGACCCAGCUCUCAUCCACGACAAUGGUCUCAUCCACCCACCCAGGAGGGAACCUGCGCUCAUGAUCGGGGCCUGCUGGUCUGAAGAGAAGAACAAAGAGAAGGAGAAGGGGGGAGAGAACAGUACAGACACGACCUCAGGAGACCCCUUGCCGAUCCACCAUUACUUCCAUGGCUACCUAGCUGGUUUCAGCGUGCGCUCAGGUCGCCUGGAGAGCCGUGAGGUCAUCGAGUGCCUCUAUGCAUGUCGGGAGGGGCUGGACUAUAGGGAUUUCGAGAGCCUGGGCAAAGGCAUGAAGGUGCACGUGAACCCCUCGCAGUCCCUGCUCACCCUGGAGGGGGAUGAUGUGGAGACCUUCAACCAUGCCCUGCAGCACGUGGCUUACAUGAACACUCUGCGCUUUGCCACGCCCGGCGUCAGGCCCCUGCGCCUCACCACCGCUGUCAAGUGCUUUAGUGAAGAGUCCUGUGUCUCCAUCCCUGAAGUGGAGGGCUAUGUGGUGGUUCUUCAGCCCGAUGCCCCCCAGAUCCUUCUGAGUGGCACAGCUCAUUUUGCCCGCCCAGCUGUGGACUUUGAGGGACCCGAGGGAGUCCCCUUGUUCCCUGAUCUUCAGAUCACCUGCUCCAUUUCUCACCAGGUGGAGGCCAAAGCAGAUGAGAGUUGGCAGGGCACAGUGACAGACACACGGAUGUCAGAUGAGAUUGUACACAACUUGGACGGCUGUGAGAUUUCUCUGGUGGGGGAUGACCUAGACCCUGAACGCGAGAGCCUGCUCUUGGACAUGGCUUCCCUGCAGCAGCGAGGCCUGGAGCUCACCAACACAUCUGCCUACCUCACCAUUGCUGGGGUGGAGACCAUCACUGUGUAUGAAGAGAUCCUGAGGCAGGUUCAUUAUCAGCUUCGGCACGGAGCAGCCCUGUAUGCCAGGAAAUUCCGUCUCUCCUGUUCGGAGAUGAAUGGCCGAUACUCCAGUAACGAAUUCAUUGUGGAGGUCAACGUCCUGCACAGCAUGAACCGGGUGGCCCAUCCCAGCCACGUGCUCAGUUCACAGCAGUUCCUGCACCGGGGUCACCAGCCUCCUCCUGAGAUGGCUGGACACAGCCUGGCCAGCUCCCACCGGAACUCCAUGGUCCCCAGUGCUGCGACUCUCAUCAUUGUGGUAUGCGUGGGCUUUCUGGUGCUUAUGGUCAUCCUCGGCCUCGUGCGGAUCCACUCCCUUCAUCGCCGUGUCUCAGGAACUGGUGGACCCUCAGGGGCUUCCGCUGACCCGAAAGACCCUGACCUCUUCUGGGAUGACUCUGCUCUCACCAUUAUCGUGAAUCCCAUGGAGUCCUACCAGAACCAGCAGACUGGUGUGGCAGGGGUUGCUGGUGGCCAGCAAGAGGAAGAGGACAGCAGUGAUUCCGAAGCAGCUGACUCCCCCAGCAGCGAUGAAAGACGCAUCAUUGAGAGCCCCCCACACCGCUAUUGAGGCU